Messenger RNA from Prorocentrum cordatum, 1745 nucleotides. The record is from the annotation of a GenBank genome assembly. Lineage: Eukaryota; Dinophyceae; Prorocentrales; Prorocentraceae.
UUUCCGCGCCCCCGCGGGCCGCACGCACUCUGCGAACCCUGCAUCUCGCGCCGCCGAUGCGGAUCGCGGCAAGGCGGCGCAGCAAGAGGGCCAGGCUCCCGAUCCAGCACUCUGCAGCCCGCGCCGGGGCGGGCGAAAACUCGCGGGGCGCUCGCCGCCAGGGGGGCAGCGGGCCGCCUGGGCCGCCGGUCCCAAAGAAAAAGAAAAAGAAGAAGAAAAGACGGAUAACUGGGGAGGGGGAGAAGAAAGCGGGAGAGGAGGAGCGACGCAAAAACGCUACCGACGCCGCCCAAACCUCUCCUGGGGUGCGUUCUGACCAGGACUUCGAGGCGGACCCGGCUGCGGUGACGAGGGACGGGUGGCGGUAUCGGUACGCCUCUCUCCCCUGAUGAAACGAGGACGAGGAGGGGCGCUCACAGCUCAGCGGCGGGAGGUCGCGCGGCGGCGCCGCUCGCUGAGGCGUGUCUCGAAGCCGGCGAUCGAGGAGUCGAGGCGACGCCUGCCUCGCACGGCACGCUCUCUGCAGAUGCCUCGGGCGGGCUCCGCAACACCCCAGGGCUGCGAGAACCUCCAAGACUGCAGAGUCAGCGGGCAUCGGAUCAGGAAAUCCGAUCAAAUCGUAAAAUGGUUGAAGACGGAACUUCGCACCGUUGACGCUCGGGGCCACAGGCGUACAAGCCUUCCCCUCCACACCUCCUGCCCGAGGGGGGGGUGGAGAGAGCAGGAGGAGGAGGAGGAGGAGGAAGAGGGGGAAGAGGAGGAAGAGGGGGAAGCAGGGAGGAAGCGGAGGACCAGGAGGAGGAAGCGUGAAAUUUGCUCACAGGAGAAUUGGUACAACAUCCUACACAAACCACGUUGCAGCCUCCGUCUUGAUGGGCGUGAUGGCGGCCACCUUCCGGAAUAUCUCGCCCAUUCCCGAGUUGUAGCCGUUGGCCGCUCGGUCGCGACACAUCGGGCCAUACUCUUCCUCGUCCUGGUACCUAACGCCGCCGCGCUCUGUGAUGCGCCCUGGCGUGGCCACGCCGGACGUCCAAGCUGGGUCGGCUCCCUCCGGAAAAUCGAAAAACAUGUUUAUUAUGAUGUCCCCAUGGUCACUCAGGGGUGCCUUGUGCAGCGUACCAUUGCUGUCGCAUCUGAUCUCGGCGGCAUCCCGGGCCAACGUGGACGCGCCGCGCCCGAAGGCGUCCUGGAAAGGCUUGCCCAGCUCCUCCGGGUGCUCGCAGGGGUUUCCCAGCACCGCGAAGUUGUAGGCACGGGCGCCCUCAGCUCUGUGACAACGGUCUUCGUGUCAACCUUGAUGAAGUCCUGCGUGUCGCAGACGCAAGGCCAACAGCAAUAGUGCAUGAACCCUGCGACGCUUCCGUGUCCGCUCGCCCUCUGAAGAGUCAGCUUGUAUCGGUUGAAGUCCCCCGGCCGCGUCGGUGAACCGCUGACGGCGCAGAAACAAGAGAACAUGCAUAGAACUGCUGGUGACUCAUCUGGGAGCUCCUCUCCAGGAGGAACCAGCUCCACAGGUGCGAGGCUGCGUUGCGGUUGCCAUGCAGAAAAAUGUUGCGGUACUCGCGGUGCAAGUCUGGGCACGUCUUGCCGGCCCAGCGGUCGGGCACCUCACGCAGGACAUCCCCGGGGGGCUCGCCGUGCCGCGGGCGCCGCCCUCCGGCAGGCAGGCGAGCAGCGCCGCCGCGGCCAGCGCCGGUGCAAAGGCCAUGAGAGGGGGGAAGGAGGGAGGGAGGGAGGGAGGGAGG